Molecule: messenger RNA, 546 nt
Organism: Merops nubicus (carmine bee-eater)
Lineage: Eukaryota; Metazoa; Chordata; Aves; Coraciiformes; Meropidae
Gene: ZC3H11D
Product: chromosome unknown open reading frame, human C12orf50
Exons: 5
Source: RefSeq, a predicted model, not a curated record
CAAAAGGACAGCAGCAUCCCCUGCUACUGGGAAAGACAACCCGCAGGCUGUCUGAGGAUCAGGUGUGCCUUCCAUCACAGCAAACCGCGCUACAUAAACGGACUUUUUUUGCCACCUAGUAGCAAUACCCCGUUGCAACAGGUUGUCCAAGAAGGGAGUCUACGUCCAGCCCAUAAUCAAAUAUUUCUUAGAAAGCAAGAGAAGUUUUCACUGCCAGUUCACCCUCCAGUGAUUAUAAACCUGAAAGACGAAAGUGAGGCUGAAGAAGACGAUGAAGAGGAAGAGAAGUCUAUUCCUGACUGGAGGCCUAAGACCACUGAGGAUAUAGAAGAGGAAAGAAAAAUAAAGGAAAUAUGCUAUAAAUCUGGAGACUAUUACAGGAUUCAGCGCCCUCACCAGCCAACAAAAGCUGUGUCUCCCCCUCGGGGAAAGGAACUGUUUCCCUCAGAAGCUAAGGAGAAAGAUGUGCAGAAAGUCGAUGGUAGUAGAAUUCCUACCAAAUCUGAUCAUACAGAGAAGGAGAAGGGAAAUAAUUUGGGAAGGAGA